This is a messenger RNA of Sus scrofa (pig), 976 nucleotides long. NCBI's taxonomy places the organism in Eukaryota, Metazoa, Chordata, Mammalia, Artiodactyla, Suidae. The record is from RefSeq and is a predicted model, not a curated record.
AUGCCUGAAGGAGGCGAGGAAGAAGGCAGGCCAUGGGGCUGUCUGGCGGAAGGCUCCCAGGCCGAGAGAACUGGCAGGUCUGGUAUUUUUGAGGACUGGCAAGGAGGCGGGAGAAGCAAGAACGCGGACGUGCCUCUCAGUCCAGCCGCAGGCCCCGUCACCCGGUGCUUCGUGCGCAUCCGUGUGCACGUCCAAGUGUGCACUGUUGGGCCUGGGCACCUGGAAGUCCCUUAUGACGCCCGUAUACCUGCGUAUAUCCCAGAGUCUGGGCAUCAGGUGACCGCCCCCCCUCCCGCGCGCCUCUGUCUGCCCCGCCCCCUCCAGGCCUCAACUCUGCGCUGCGCGUGCGCAGUGGCCCUGGUGGCCCUGGUGGUGCUGCUGCAGCAACCCGACGCGGCGGUGGGGCAGGAGCUGCAAGUGCAGCAGCCCCUCUGGCCAAGGGCGGCCAGUUGGCUGCCCAGCUUCAGCCAUUUAAAUAAGUACUUUGAGAAGCUCUUCGGUAGCAGCAUGAAGUCUAAGAAAUAUAAGGACGCGAAAAAGCCCGAUACACCACCAGCGAAUGCUACGAAACCCCUUCAAGCAAACGCCGUGAAACCUCUGUCAGAGAAUGCCAUGAAACUACCCCAACAGAACAGCACGAAUCCUGCACCCCGGAACAGCAUGAAACCCUGACCACCAGCCUCCUCCCAGGGCCCCAGGUAGGAGAGCCUGGGCUCAGCUGGCACCACUCAGGAGCCUCGGAACUGGGGUCAGGUCGGAACUGGGAGCAAGUUGGGCAGGAGGGGAAGGAAGCCCUGGAGGGUAAGGGAACUCCAGGGUCCUGGGGGCUUCUUCUCCAGGCUGGGCUUUGACUUCUGGAAGCCCAGCGCAAGAAUCCCCCAGAAUAUAAACCGACCCCCUUUAUGUUCUGAGAAGGGCCCUAACUCCUGCCUACUCCACCCCCAGUGAGACCAAUAAAGAGAAUCACUGUUGCUUC